Molecule: messenger RNA, 1316 nt
Organism: Eutrema salsugineum
Lineage: Eukaryota; Viridiplantae; Streptophyta; Magnoliopsida; Brassicales; Brassicaceae
Product: 1-aminocyclopropane-1-carboxylate oxidase homolog 10
Exons: 3
Coding region: 49-1131 (360 amino acids)
Source: RefSeq, a predicted model, not a curated record
UUUAAAAAUAAAACCUUUAAAUUCAGAAGAAAAAAAAAACACAUAAUCAUGUCAGAAAAACCAGGAAAAACAGACCUCCCAGCUUCUGUCUCGAUGGAAGCAGGAGUGAAAGGACUCGUAGACGCCGACAUAACCGAAGUUCCUCCAAUCUUCCAUUACCCUUCUUAUACUUUAUCCAACAACAGACCUUCAAACAUCUCCGGCUUAAACCUCGCCGUCCCGAUCAUCGAUCUCGGAGGAAUCAACGACACAUCCGCAAGAAACGACCUCGUUUCAAAGAUUAAAGACGCAGCUGAGAAUUGGGGGUUUUUCCAGGUGAUCAAUCAUGGUGUUCCUUUAACUGUUCUUGAAGAAAUCAAAAAUGGAGUUCGAAAGUUUCACGAGGAAGAUCCAGAGGUGAAGAAACUUUACUCUCCUACCGUAUCAAACAAGAGAUUUGUUUACACUAACAGCUUCGAAGAUCCCUAUCAAUCUUCUCCUAUGAAUUGGAGAGACUCUUUCAGUUGUUUUAUUGCUCCAGAUCCUCCAAAUCCAGAGGAAAUCCCACUAGCUUGCAGGGAUGCUGUGAUCGAUUACUCGAAGCAUGUAAUGGAAUUAGGAGGUUUACUGUUCCAACUUCUCUCAGAGGCCUUAAGUUUAGACUCUGAGUUCCUUGAGAAGAUGGAUUGUCUUAAGGGUUUGUUUAUGCUCUGCCAUUACUACCCACCUUGCCCACAACCUGACCUAACUUUGGGCAUAAGUAAGCACACCGAUAACUCUUUCCUCACGCUUCUUCUUCAAGACCAAAUCGGUGGUCUUCAAGUUCUUCAUCAUGAUUAUUGGGUCGAUAUAACUCCUGUUCCUGGAGCUUUUGUAGUCAACAUCGGUGAUUUCAUGCAGCUGAUAACGAAUGAUAAGUUCUCGAGUGUGGAGCAUAGGGUACGAACAAACAGAGAUGGACCGCGGAUUUCAGUUGCGUGCUUCUUUAGCUCGAGUCUGUCUCCAAAUCCCACGGUUUAUGGACCGAUCAAAGAGCUUCUAUCUGAUGAAGACCCUGCAAAGUACAAAGGUAUCACCAUACCAGAGUACACUGCAGGUUACCUUGCGAGUGGCUACGAUGGAAAAUCGCAUUUGUCCAAAUUCAAGGUAUGAAAAAUCUACUUGUCCGGCUUUAAGAAAAGAUAAUCAGAUAUCUGUGCAUGAAACAAUGUAACAAAGAGAAGAUGUUUUAAGUAAAACUAUUCACACUUGGUGCAUGAAACAACAACGUAGCUAAAGAAGAAAAGAGAAAGGAUCAAGUGUGUAGCAGAUUGAUAUAAACACAUAUAAAGUUUCUU